AUGGUCUCCCUGCGGCGAGCCGUUACGGCCAUCACCUCGGCUACGAUCCGGCUGGCUACCUUUGUUUUUCUAAGAUGGAUACCUGGAUUUCCAUUUGCACCUAUUAUCUUCACAUCUUUGGUCGUCUAUUUAUCGUCGCUCCUAUCCCUGGUUCAGGAUGAUCAAUCCUCUAGGGAUCGCCCCGACAAGGGCGGAAAGAAUUCAGCCAAAAAUCGUGCCAUCAAGUCAGAAACACCUCAUUCCAGUGAUUCCGUGUUAAAGACACUUCUUACAGGCCUUCCUUCCAAGCGCUCACGCGUUUGGACGUUGGCCACAACAUUAAUCAACGUCAGUGCGGCGCUAUUGGCACUUGACUUUUUGGUCAGAGGCUUCCUCGUCUACCCUACCGAGGAUGUUACAUUCUCACGCAUCGGAUAUGUAUCGCCGACCACUGCUAGCUUGGUCUUCCGAGAGCCCGAUACGGCUCAACUGCCUGUCGUGAUUUCUUUCCAAGAAGUCUCCAAGAGUACCCAAAAAUGGCGCCAAGAGGGCACUGUCUACAAGUUAGACAACAGUACAGAUUUUACAGCUUCAGUAAAGUUGAAGAAUCUGAAACCCGGAACCCAUUAUCGAUAUUCAUUAUCAAACAACAAAACAGGCAACUUUGUGACCUCACCGCGUCCAGGAUCCCCCGAAGCAAACAAAAUGUCUUUUGUCACUUCAAGCUGUCUGAAACCAAACUUCCCUUACAGCCUUUUCUCUCAUCCGCUUCGAGUCCCUGGAAUUGAGCAAAUGACCGAAGUCCUCGGAAAGCUGCCACCUCUCCUCAAACCAGCAUUCAUGCUCUUCCUCGGCGAUUUCAUCUACAUCGACGUGCCCUUCCGAUUCGGCUCUUCAAUGGAUCACUACCGCAGCGAAUACAGACGUAUCUACUCAUCCCCCUCAUGGUCUUUCAGCGCAGGAAACAAAUCCGCAAUCGAUCUUCCCUGGAUCCACACACUAGAUGACCACGAAAUCGAAAACGACUGGUCGAAGGGUAACAAGACCGCUCCGUACCCAGCAGCAGCCGACCCAUUCACCCACUACCACGUUAGUGCAAACCCGCCCGUCCCCGCAAAAGCAUUCGCGCAUCCGGACGAUGUAACCUAUUUCUCAUUUGUGAAUGGUCCUGCUUCAUUCUUCAUGGUCGAUACCCGCACGUAUCGCUCCGAGCCAUCAGAAGCAAACUCAACUAUCCUGGGAUACGCACAGCUGCAAUCGCUCUUGCACUAUAUCUCCACGCCCGAGCCAGCGGGUGUUCAUUGGAAGAUUAUCUCAUCGAGUGUCCCUUUCACUAAGAAUUGGCACGUCGGUACGGCAGAUACAUGGGGUGGUUACCUCGACGAACGACGUAAAGUCUUCGAAGCGAUGUGGCGCGCUGAACGCGCCCUCGGCAUUCGAAUCGUCCUUCUUAGUGGUGAUCGUCAUGAAUUUGGAGCCACACGAUUCCCUGAUCCAGAGCUUGCAUUGUCGUCUGAUGAGCUUCAGCCUGAUACAGGUGGACUAGGUCUUCAUGAAUUUAGCGUGGGCCCCCUCAGCAUGUUCUACCUUCCUAUUCGAACCUAUCGUCAGACGGAUACGGAAGAUGUGGCGGUGAAAUAUGCUCCCGAUGGAAAUAGCAAGUUUGGACUUGUUGAUAUUGCUGAGGAGAAAGACGGAGUGUUCCCCUUGGCGCGCAGCUCAGUUCUUACCUAUUCGCUCUAUGUAGAUGGCAAGGUUGCGUGGAAGUAUCGACUUAGCGUUCCCCUUGGAAGUGGAGCGGGUGCUAAAACCCUCCCACCUGGACGUGUGCUUGAGGACAACUUGACCCGCGAAGGCUGGGAUGUCGUUAUCAAGACGGCAAUUGGAACAGCAGAAGAGAUUGGAAAGUUGCUCAUCGAAAAGGCCAAGGUGGCCUAUGAAGAUCUUCUGGAAUCUUUGCAAAAGAAAGGACUUAAUUAG
This is a messenger RNA of Penicillium verhagenii, 1959 nucleotides long. RefSeq names its product alkaline phosphatase family protein. The record is from RefSeq and is a predicted model, not a curated record. Bases 1 to 1959 code for a protein of 652 amino acids. Lineage: Eukaryota; Fungi; Ascomycota; Eurotiomycetes; Eurotiales; Aspergillaceae. The transcript is spliced from 3 exons.